AUGAAUCUCGCCGUAAUUCCCAUGAUCCCCAUCACGCUCACCGCUCUAAUUGGGAUCAUCACUAUUCCUAUACUUUUCCUAGCUUCAAUCCCCAUUGCAUUAUUCGUCUUCGGCACGGCCAUAUGCGGGUGUAUCGCCGUUGUCGUAUUUGGCCUCUUCUCGAUGUUCGUCAUCAGCCCCGUGCUCCUGGUGGUCGCGGCUAUAGUGUGGACCUGCGUGAUCGCCUAUAGGUCGUGCAAAUUAGUGUUUGUGAUUAUAUUUGGGCUCGUCGUCGAUAGGGGAUUCACAGGAAAAGGAUUGCUGAUUGCUGGAAGGACCAUAGAGGGAUUGAGUAUGGACAUGGGCCCUGUACUCCUGGCGAGUCUCUACGGGAUACCAAUGAUAAUCAUUGUUCUUGGGGUUAUUUCCGGUAUCGGCCACGCACUAGCCGCUUUCUCAACACAUGCCAUGGAUAUAGUUGUUUAUGCCUGGUUGUGGUUCAUGAUGAGUAUGCUGAUCAUGUUCGGUAACUUCUCAGUACUACUAGAGAGGUUCCGGAGACUUGGGAGAUGA
Aspergillus niger is the source of this 552-nucleotide messenger RNA. RefSeq lists its product as hypothetical. The coding region runs from base 1 to 552 and encodes 183 amino acids. Lineage: Eukaryota; Fungi; Ascomycota; Eurotiomycetes; Eurotiales; Aspergillaceae. The record is from RefSeq and is a predicted model, not a curated record. The transcript is spliced from 3 exons.